GUUGGGGAAGUGUGGCAAGCCCCAUGGAGCCGGGGCGGCCGUUCCUCUGGUGACGUGAUGCGAAGAUGGACGCUCGCUGGCUGAGAGGUCCGCGGCUCGUGGGGACGCUGAUGACAUCCAAUGGACAGGAUGCAAUGAUCUCUGAGCAGCAUCGCCAGCUGAACAGGAAGGUUCCGCCUCUCAGUUCAUCCCUGCUAUUGAGUGGCAACUGUGAAAAGAGACGGCUGUUUGAAAGUUCAAAGGACACACAGAACAUUGUUUUGGCCAACACAGAGAGACUGCCCACAUUCGACACUCAGGCAAACGGCCGAUACCAGUCGACAGUGUUCACGGACCAGAGACCGAGGCUGACGUGCCUGGUAGAAGAGACUCAAGACCCCUUGCUGGAUUGCAGGCAGAGCAUGGGAGCAACGAAUAGCAGAGCCGAGCUGCAGGAGACGCGGCCGGCAGCGACUCGGGAUGCAAACGAGCCGGGCAGCUGGGCUGGGACACAGACACCCGAGGACGGAAUGUGCAACAUUAGACCACCAGCAGAGAGCCAAAAUGUGCAGCUGCACCUGGGCGUGCCGAAUAUGGUGGAGAACAGGAGUGCAGGGUUGAAAGAGCCCCUGAUUAUGGCCAUGAGAUCAACAGAGGGCCGACUGGAGGAAGAGACACACGGCAGCUUUGGUGAGUGUUGA
Lethenteron reissneri (Far Eastern brook lamprey) is the source of this 680-nucleotide messenger RNA. RefSeq lists its product as uncharacterized. The record is from RefSeq and is a predicted model, not a curated record. Lineage: Eukaryota; Metazoa; Chordata; Hyperoartia; Petromyzontiformes; Petromyzontidae.